This is a messenger RNA of Limulus polyphemus (Atlantic horseshoe crab), 1672 nucleotides long. Its product is annotated as nucleolar protein 4-like. Lineage: Eukaryota; Metazoa; Arthropoda; Merostomata; Xiphosura; Limulidae. The transcript is spliced from 9 exons. Bases 80 to 1672 code for a protein of 530 amino acids. The record is from RefSeq and is a predicted model, not a curated record.
UGGCAGAGAAGAGGUCGUUUACAAGAAAGUCGCUGUGGUGGAGAAUUUCUUCGAUAUUAUUUUUGGAGUUCACGUUGAAAUGGAUGGUCGUGGGGGCAAACAUGCUGGGCAAAAACGAACUUAUAAAGCGAUUGCCAAGACGUACGCAUUUCUACCUCGUGAGGCGGUCACCCAUUUCCUCAUGUCCUGUGCUGACUGCCAGAAACGGAUGCACCUCGCCGCCGAGGGCGCUACUAACAACAACGGAAGAAAAGGCGGUUACCAAGGUAACGGAGAACGUAGUGAUAGCAGCGGCAGCAGUUCCCCGGAAUCUGGCUCUCCUACCCACGGCAACUGCAGCGCCACAGCCGAGGCAGCGACCGAUAUUGACUAUAGUUUACCAAUUACCACAACAUAUUUGAAACGAAUGAGAAGUUUAGGGUUUUCGGAUGAGGAUGCUUUGAACCCUGAAAAGAAGCAGGUAGGAGCCAACAUUAAGAGCGAGGAAGAAGAUGAUGCGACUGAAACGCCAUCUAGCGAAACUAUAGAAAAACAAAAUGCGAAUGAAGGCGCCUCGGAUGCUGGAAAUCAAAACGAAACUCAUAGAGUACUGUCAGAGCCCUCUGUUGGAGAAUCAAAUAUCGCCACACACAGCGGAAUGAAUUGUGAAAAGAAAGAAAACGAAAAUUCUGUUUGGUCUGGAGCAGAACCAAUCAAUAUGGUCAGAAGUUCCGGUUCCAUGACCUAUGCUGCUUCUGGAUAUCCAGCUGACCACUCAUACGAUCGGAUCUUGAGUCCACGAAAUGGCUCGGUUCCGCAGGAGACCACAACUGACGAUACUUCGCUUAUUACGAAAGAUGAAGAUGACGAGGAUGAUGACGAGGAUUCGGAUAAGAUUGAUAUAAAUAAAUACGAUCCUGAUAGGUUGAAGGCCUUUAAUAUGUUUGUUCGUCUGUUCGUGGAUGAGAACCUAGACCGCAUGGUGCCCAUAUCUCGACAACCGAAGGAGAAAAUACAGGCUAUCAUCGAAUCCUGUACUCGACAAUUUCCAGAACUUUCCGAGAGAGCAAGAAAGAGAAUCCGAACAUAUCUCAAGUCUUGCCGCAGAGCAAAGAGAACACGUGAUCACAACGGACUGGAGUUGGGACGAUCGGCUCCACACCUGUCAUCACCUAUGGCCGAACAAAUCUUAUCAACUGCCUGUGAAAAUGAGAGCCAAAAUGCCAAGAGAAUGAGACUAGGAUUAAAGCCUAUACCAGUUGAAAUAGAGCGUUCACGAGUAAUUUCACAAUCUGCCUAUACGCCUGUCUCAAAUCCCCAUAACGAUAGUGAGAUACUGCAGUCGUCUACUGUUAUGAACAGAAGUCAUCAAGCUCUCCACCAGGAGUCGCAAUUUCACGCGCAGCUCACGCAGUCUGCUCACCAUUCUUUAUUAGGGCCAGGAAGAAACAUGGCCCACCCAGGAACAUCUACCUCGACCAGAGCCUUCAUAAUUAACGGAGAAGCCCUUACUUCCCAACCGUCCAACAAUUCACUAUUCUCUAGCACCACCUACCGGGGAACUUCACAGUCAUCAUUCCAUGGUACCACCACCUUUCCUCAACAUUCCAGCAUCAACCACCAGAGUUCAUCAUCCUCCACGAUAACAAAUGGAAUGAAAAAGAUUCUCCUUUCCCGCGUCCAAGAACGUUGA